AUGACGCGCUGUGGUCUUAGCUUUGCUGUCCUGAUUGCGCUGACGGCAUCGGACGUGGCCGUCGAUCUCAUCAUCCUGGCCAUUCCAUUGGCGCUGGUUCUCUCUCUCCACCUAGACUUCCAUAAGCGCAAUGGGAUUAUAGUGGUGCUGCUCAUGGGGUCAAUGGCGAGGGCGUGUGGCAUCGCGCGCAUGUCACUAUUCGCUAGGAUCCUCGGACCUAAACUGCUCUCCACACAAACCGUAGGCAGCGUAUCCUCGAGCGAUGACAUCGGCAUCGUCAGCAUCCUCAUGUUCUGGGGCAUGUCGAAACCGGGUGGCGAUCGUGGCGAUCGUGGCGAUCUGCCUCCCCAUCCUCUACCGGCUGGUGCGCGACGUCUCGCCCCGUGCGCGCCUACAAAGCCUGCUUAUGUUUCGUCAGAUACAAGGUCGAAGGACGACGGUAGCUCGUUUCUAGAUGGUGCCGAAGUCCAGCCAGGGCAAAGUGCUCCGCCUCGCAGAUUCUACGGACUUGGUUCUAUCCUGAAAUCCGUUGAUGACAAUGCAGCGAUGAAAUUGUCUUUGGGCUUUACAGGAGAGCGAGGGGCUGAGUGGCCGCAGAUGAGAAACCAGUCCACCAUCGCUCUCCCAAUGCGGAUGCAUGCUGUCACGACUGAUGCGGUGCUCAAUGCGCAGCAGCACCCUCCGAGGAGCCAGAUCUGGGAAAUAGAGGAGAUCCCACGUACAGUUGAGGUGGCUUGA
Messenger RNA from Aspergillus uvarum CBS 121591, 738 nucleotides. RefSeq lists its product as uncharacterized. The transcript is spliced from 6 exons. The coding region runs from base 1 to 738 and encodes 245 amino acids. The record is from RefSeq and is a predicted model, not a curated record. Lineage: Eukaryota; Fungi; Ascomycota; Eurotiomycetes; Eurotiales; Aspergillaceae.